Messenger RNA from Penaeus vannamei (Pacific white shrimp), 1496 nucleotides. The record is from RefSeq and is a predicted model, not a curated record. NCBI's taxonomy places the organism in Eukaryota, Metazoa, Arthropoda, Malacostraca, Decapoda, Penaeidae.
ACUGGCCUCACAGAUGAAACAACCACAAAGUUAGGGCUGCACAAUCUGCUGCGAGUGUCCACAAGCAACUCUGACCGAUAUUACUUGACUCGAAAAUGCUGCUAUGUCUUCCAUUGUUUGAAUCUCAAAACCAGCUUCAACUAUCCAACUAUACCAAACAAGAUGGUGAUAGAAGAUGAGCGAGUCACUUCAGCCAUAGAGCAAGCAGUGUUGGAGGAAAUGGAGGAGAAAGGAGUCGAAGCCAGUGAUGACAAGACCUACUAUAGCCUUGUUGCACAGCACACAGCAAGGGCACACAACCUUCUAAACAACAUGAAGGCUGCUAUAUCAAGUACACUUAUAAGAAUAACAGGCUAUGUGUUAUUCAAAGUGUUUAGCAACCUGUUGAUGUCAGUGACUGUUCAUGGGGGUCAGCAAGAGGUCAUUGAGAGGGCUUCACGCAGGGACACACCCGUCAUCUUUGUCCCUCUGCAUCGUUCCCAUGUCGAUUAUCUGUUUGUUACCUGGGUUCUCUUCAACCGUCAAAUUCCAGCACCCAUAGUUGCUGCAGGAGACAAUCUUCGGAUCCCUGUUUUUGGAUGGUUGCUCCGAGGCCUGGGUGGAUUCUUCAUCAAGCGUCGCCUUGAAAGCUGCAAGGCACGGAAGGAUAUUGUAUACCGCUCAGUAUUGCAGACAUAUGUGACACAUGCAUUGCAAGCAGGAUAUAACUUGGAAUUCUUUAUUGAAGGAGGUCGAACUCGCACAGGCAAACCCUGUAUGCCAAAAGGGGGUUUGUUGAGUGUUAUAGUAGAUGCUUAUAUGAAUGGCACUCUGGAUGAUGCUCUUAUUGUUCCUAUUGCCAUUAAUUAUGACAAACUGCUUGAUGGAAACUUCAUCCGAGAGCAAAUGGGACAAAGCAAGGUCCCUGAAUCAUUCUGGGGAGCAGUAAGGGCAAUAAUAAAAGUGCUGUCAACUAAUUAUGGUCAGGCAAGAAUUGACUUUGCACAGCCAUUUAGCCUGCGAGAGUUUGUCCAGAAUAGCAAGAUUGUCAUACCUCAGUUUACCAUUAGUCAGCCCCAGAAUAAGACUGCCAAUCAGCUUCACAGUCAGCCACUUCUUGGUUGCACUCCUCCAAACUCACCUAGUCCCCUGAGCCUUACUCCACCAUCAGAUGAAGGCCCACAGACUCUACCUCCACAUCCAUUAGAUGCAUCCUCCCUCUCAGUCGCAGGAAAAGGUCACCAAAGAUCCUUAUCAAGUCCGGCAACAAAUAAUCACCUAUCACUGAAGAGGAGCUCCUCCAAUCCUUCCAGCAAUAUUAAUGCCGUCAAUCGCUCAUGUAACAAUCUCCAUGGAGCCCGCAGCAGCUCCUCCUUGUUUGGCUCUGAAGUUACUGAAGAAUAUAGAUCCCUGAUUAAGGCACUAUCACAGCAUAUUGUAUAUGAUGCUGAACGAUGCCAAGCUAUUAUGUCAACAAAUGCUGUUGCUUGGCUAUUGCUCUUUGUGUACCGUGAUGG